GUGUGUAUGUGUCAGUGUGGAGCGCGUGCGACCCGGAUGAGAAACUUCCUACUGCCAUAGCAACAACAGAACUGUUGUUCUGCUAUAUGUUUCGUGUGUAAGACCUCCAUGAACUGACAGUGUGUAAGUGUGUGUGUAAGUGUGUGUUUAACGCUGAGAGAUGGGCGGCAGUAACAGCACGCGCCGCGUGUCCUUCGAGACGGAUGAGAACGAGAACGUGACGGUGGUGAAGGGCGUCAGGCUCUCAGAGAACGUCAUCAAUCGUAUGCGAGAGCCGUCAAAACCGCCGAUCAGAACUCCAGUUCCGAUUCCUGAACCAGUGUCUCCAUCAUCUCCGCCUCGUCCCUCAGGACCUGUUGUGGAUGAGUCAGAGCUGCGACGGAAGAUCAGUGAAGAAGUGCGGAAAGGUCUGGAAGAGGAGAGGAGCAAGAAACAUGAGCUCCAUCAGUGGUUGGAGAAGGAGCGUGCCCGAGUGACGGCUCAGGCCCACGCAGACGCUCAGAGCCACGUUCAGGACGAGGUGAGCAGAAUCCUGGCCUCAGAGAGAGCGGUGCUGAGAGAGAGGGUCACCGCCGAUGAGGAGCGUCUCCGAAUUAAACUCUUAGCGAAGCAGCUGGAGGAGCGAGAUCAGCAGCUGAGGAAGCAGGAUGCCUUCUACAGAGAGCAACUGAACAAACUGGAGGAACGGAGUACGCAGUUUUACAAGCUCACCAAUGAAAACUAUCACAAAGCUGCCGACGAGGUGAACGCUAAAUUUAGGCGCUACGAAAGCACUCCCGUGUGUGGCGACCUGCAGGGUGAGAUCCUGAAGUGCUACAGGGAGAACGCUGGGAAGACACUCCUCUGCUCUAAUAUCACCUCUCUCUACCUGCAGUGUGUCAACAGCGCUAAACAGAGCAAGUUGAGGACCGGAGCAGGAGAAGCAGGGGCGUCACCUUUAGUUGAAGUUUGUAAUGAAGAGAAGAGACCUUAGAUCACCGUACAGACACACACCUGGCUGAGGAACAGUAUGGAGAACUGCAGUGAUUGGAGAGACGGGAUCUGCUCUUUCUUCUCUCUUUCUCUCUUUAUACUUCUCUCGUUUGAUAGUGAAGAGUAGGACAGGUGUUACAGGUAUGAAAAGCAGCAGCAGCAGCAGCAGUAGUGUAGGAGAUGUGGAUUAUAACGUGCCAAACAUCUGAAAACCAAACAAGUGCCUCAGGGGAGAAAAGAAAAAACAUGUAAGAAGAAAUUAAUAAUCAUUAUUAUAAUACAUGUUUCCACACACACUGUAAACACCAAGUUGCACUAAAUUUUAGAUUGAUUUCCGCUUUUUUCAUGCUGUCAUGCAAAAGUUUUGGCACCUCACAAACACAACCUGUUCCUCACUUAUAAUCUUUUAAGUUUUAAGCACACUUCUGUUCUCUUCAGCCUGGACCCACACACUCCUUUUGCACUACUGUUCAUCACAUCUGUCUGUGCGUGUGUUAGUGUGUGUGAUUAUGUUUCUACUUAAUUAUUUAGCUUUUUAUCUAACUGAUCGGUCCAGGAGAAUAAAAGGCUCAACCUGCACACCUGAA
Messenger RNA from Clarias gariepinus (North African catfish), 1559 nucleotides. RefSeq names its product coiled-coil-helix-coiled-coil-helix domain containing 3a (gene chchd3a). Gene Ontology annotation, biological process: inner mitochondrial membrane organization. The record is from RefSeq and is a predicted model, not a curated record. Bases 161 to 973 code for a protein of 270 amino acids. NCBI's taxonomy places the organism in Eukaryota, Metazoa, Chordata, Actinopteri, Siluriformes, Clariidae. Gene Ontology annotation, cellular component: MICOS complex; mitochondrion. The transcript is spliced from 8 exons.